This is a messenger RNA of Vitis vinifera (wine grape), 3072 nucleotides long. RefSeq names its product probable serine/threonine-protein kinase PBL11. Gene Ontology annotation, biological process: protein phosphorylation. NCBI's taxonomy places the organism in Eukaryota, Viridiplantae, Streptophyta, Magnoliopsida, Vitales, Vitaceae. The record is from RefSeq and is a predicted model, not a curated record. The transcript is spliced from 6 exons. Gene Ontology annotation, molecular function: ATP binding; protein kinase activity. Bases 1933 to 2850 code for a protein of 305 amino acids.
UUUUGGUAUAUGGUACUUUUGAGUACAUGUUUUGUUUGAUAAUGGUGCAACUCAUUCUUUCAUUUCUGCAUCUUGUGCUAAUGCAUUGAGGUUGAAAACGGAAAGAGUAGGAAAUCUGUUACUUAUCGAGUCUCCUAUGGGUACGAAUUCUAGAGUUGAUAGAAUAUGCAAGGGGUGUGUUAUUACUUUGGCGGAUAGAACACUUAAGGUGGAUUUGAGGAUUUUGGACAUGAUUGGGUAUGAUGUUAUUUUGGGAAUGGAUUGGUUGAUGGUGUAUAGAGCGCUUAUUGAUUGUCAUCACCGUAGGAUAAUAUUUUGUCUACCAGAUGGAUUUGAGGUUUGCUUUGUUGGAGGGAAGUGUGUUAGUUUGCCUUUUUCGCAGUCCGAUCUGUAUUAUCAGUACGUGUUGAGGAAGGGAUCAAUAAAUUUCCUAACUUGCCUUCAUAGUAAGGAGAAAGCCCAAAAGGACAUUACAGAAAUUUCAGUGGUGAGAAAGUUACAGGAUGUAUUCCCAAAUGAGUUACCAGGUUUACCACCACAUAGAGAGUUUGAUUUCUCUAUUGAAGUCUACCUAGGAACGGAUCCUAUUUCAGUAUCCCCCUAUAGGAUGGCGCCUCUUGAGUUGAAGGAGUUGAAAACUCAGUUGGAGGAAUUGUUGAGUAAGGAUUUUAUUCGUCCGAGUACAUUGCCAUGGGGAGCCUCGGUGUUGUUUGUGAAGAAGAAGGAUGGCACCUUGAGGUUGUGUAUUGACUAUAGGAAGUUGAAUAGAGUUACUGUGAAGAAUAAGUAUCAUCUUCCAAGGAUAGAUGACUUGUUUGAUCAGUUGAAGGGUGCGAAGUAUUUUAGUAAGAUUGACUUGAAAACUAGGUAUCAUCAAUUGAGGGUUAAGGAAGAAGAUGUUCCUAAAACCGCUUUUAAAACGAGAUAUGGGCAUUAUGAAUUCUUAGUCAUGCCUUUUGAAGUAACUAAUGCCCCCGCUAUUUUCAUGGAUUUAAUGAAUAGAAUAUUUCGUACUUGGAUCAAUUUGUGAUUGUCUUUGUGGAUGACUUCUUGAUUUACUCAAGGAGUUUGGAGGAGCAUAAGCAACAUUUGGUGACCACCCUUAGAACUUUAAGAAGACAUCAGUUGUAUGGGAAGUUGGACAAAAGUGAGGUUUGGCUUACUGAAGUGAAUUUCUUAGGCUAUGUGGUUUCUAAGGUAGGAAUAGCAAUGGACCGUUCCAAGGUGGAAGCUGUGCAGGAGUGACAAAGGCCUACUAAUGUAUUUAAGGUUAGAAGUUUCUUGGGGUUGGCUAGAUAUUAUAGGAGGUUUGUGGAAGACUUCUCUAGGAUUGCAACUCCAAUGACUCGGUUGACUAGAAAAGGAGUGAAGUUUGAAUGGAAGGAGGAGUGUGAGAAUGCUUUCCAGGAGUUAAAGCGGAAAUUGACCACUGCCCCAGUGUUAACUGCUCGUAUUAGUGGAGAGUUGUUUACAGUUUAUUGUGAUGCUUCUGUAGUGGGGCUAGGGUGUGUGCUAAUGCAAUAAGGCAAGGUGGUAGCUUAUGCCUCAAGACAAUUAAAGCAGUAUGAGCAGAAUUAUCCAGUACAUGAUUUGGAGCUUGCAGCAGUGGUGUUUGCCCUUUAGACUUGGAGGCACUAUUUGUAUGGAGAGAUCAGCUGUAUUCUUCCAGUGGUGAUCACAAGGGCCUACAAAUCUCCCAAUGAAAAAGGCCAUCGUGACUGCAAAAAACCCAAAGCUAGAAGUUGCCCUACUUCAAGAUCUGAAGUUGAAAUUUUAUCUUCAUCAAAUUUGAAAGCCUUCUCAUUUAGUGAGCUCAAAUCUGCCACCAACAAUUUCCAUCUGGAAAGUCUUCUCGGCGAAGGAGGUUUUGGUUUUGUUUACAAAGGCUGCAUAGAUGCUGAUACUCUUGGUGCUGCAAGGCCUGGAUCUGCUAUGGUUGUUGCUGUCAAGAAGCUCAUACCUGCAGGUUUCCAGGGUCACAAAGAGUGGCUAGCUGAAGUUAAUUUUCUCGGCCAGCUGCAACAUCCAAACCUCGUCAAGCUACUUGGGUACUGCUUAGAAGGGGAGGACCGGCUUUUGGUCUAUGAAUUCAUGGCCAGAGGCAGCUUGGAGAAUCAUCUGUUUAGAAGAACAGUCCCACCACUUUCUUGGGAAACAAGGAUUAAGGUUGCUGUGGGGGCUGCUCGAGGGCUUGCCGUCCUGCAUAACUCCCAGCCAGAAAUAAUCUACCGUGAUUUCAAAGCUUCAAAUAUUUUGUUGGAUUCGGAGUUCAAUGCGAAGCUAUCAGACUUUGGAUUGGCAAAGGAAGGACCAACUGGUGAUCGGACUCAUGUUUCCACUCAAGUGUUUGGAACACAGGGCUAUGCUGCACCUGAAUACAUAGCUACAGGUCAUCUAUCGACCAGGUGCGACAUCUACAGCUUUGGGGUUGUGUUGCUCGAAAUACUGUCAGGACGGCGUGCAAUAGAUAAGACAAAACCUCGUGCCGAAGAGAAAUUAGUAAGCUGGGCAAGACCCUACUUGAAUGACAAGAAAAUGUUUUAUCGAAUUAUGGAUAGCAGGAUGGAGGGUGGGUACCCAAAAACCGGUGCUUAUAUUGCUUCAACUCUGGCACUACAGUGUGUCUGUCAUGCCAAAAAUCGGCCAACAAUGAGUGAAGUUGUGAAAAUUCUUGAACGGAUCUUGGCUGCCACAGACACUGCAGGACCAUCCCAAUCUGCGCAGCAAUCAGCACCUAGUCCUGUUGGCAGGUCCACGGUGGGAAGCAGUAACCCUUCACCUCAUCCUCAAUCCCCCGCAGAAUCCCCAUCACCUGCCCAUUCUCCUCAGCCUCCCCAACAGCUAGGAUGAGGGAGAGAAAAUUUUGUAUCAGGCUAGGAAUUCAAUGUCAAAUCUUUAAUUAUUUUCGUUAUUUUUUAUCUAAUAGUUUUGUAUAGGAAAUUCCCUUUCGCCAAGCUUGCCAGCUUAGCAUUUUUUGGUCAUAUAGAUAUGGCCGGUAUCUGAGUAUCACAGACAAGGUGGUGAUGUCAAGAAAAAGAAAUAUACGAGGUGAAAAUCUCAUUUUGAGGCUGA